Messenger RNA from Pomacea canaliculata, 14975 nucleotides. Its product is annotated as protein Gawky-like. Bases 1665 to 6116 code for a protein of 1483 amino acids. Gene Ontology annotation, biological process: positive regulation of nuclear-transcribed mRNA poly(A) tail shortening; miRNA-mediated post-transcriptional gene silencing. Gene Ontology annotation, molecular function: RNA binding; protein binding. The transcript is spliced from 12 exons. The record is from RefSeq and is a predicted model, not a curated record. Lineage: Eukaryota; Metazoa; Mollusca; Gastropoda; Architaenioglossa; Ampullariidae. Gene Ontology annotation, cellular component: P-body; nucleoplasm.
CUGCGAGAGGGCGGAUAGUUCAGAAGCCUGUGUGCUUUAGUGCCAGUUACACAACGUGCGAAAGAAGGCUACUACUGCCACUCAGGCUUCGUCGUCUUGUGAAACUGUGAACCUGCUGCCUACCACACACCAGUCGAUCUGCCUCACGUACGCAAAACUGUGAAAAAUAUUUAUGGUGAUAACGUCGAAGGCACAAAAAGAUUCAUAUCAUAUCUCAUGCUUUGAAGUUGUGUGACUAGAUGUAUAUUAUUAUGACGCCAAAGUUAACUGAAGGAUCUCACCAUAACUACUCUUGCUGUGUUUUGCAUCUCGGCAUAAUGAUUAAACAUUGAACAGAGGAUUAAACUGAUAAGUGAACGGUGUGGAUAUCCAGUAAUACUUUAAAAUUUCUUGUAUAAAUGUGAGGACGCUGAUCUUAUCGACCAGUUAUUAUCCUAUCUCGACAUCUCGUGUUUGUCACCAGGAUGUCAGGAUCACUAAAAUCCGAAUCUCACGAAAACAUGAACGAAAGUCAGUGCAUCUCUUACUUCAGUCACCUGAGCUUGCACAUGUACGCCACAUGCCUAUAUAUAUACUUGGCAUUUUAAUAGAAUACGUGUGUUUACAGGACCGAGGUACUGACAUUUCAAUGUCAAACGCAGCUGGUGCAGCUGGGUUAUAAUUUAUCAAAAGAGUGCUCGAGGAAAAAAAAAGCAACAGACCUACAAAAGUCGUCUGUAUGUAUCAUUUUUUUCAAGCUGCUGGGAACAUUUGUAACACUUGUCGCCAGAACGUCCUCGCAACUGAAAACUGAGAAAAAAAAAAAAGUUAGGUCAAGGCCCUUGAGUUGAAUCUUUGCUGUCGAGGAACAAGAAACGUUAAGCAUGUUAUUGUGUUAUUUUUGUGUUGCAUCCAAAUAAUCAGGUGGGUCUCAUUUGGACUAACGCAGACAUUUAACAGCACACGGAGCGGGAGGGACAGCAAGACACAACCUGUGUGUGUACACACCAGUACAUCUAGGAGCAAAACUGAAAUGGCCUGACUACAAGUUAUUACAUCGGCAAACCUUAAACAUUUGUUAGUGUGAGCCCAGCAACUGUGUAGCUUUUUAUCAAUCAGUUAUACACGUUGCAGUUAAGGGGCAGCCACACUCACUAAGCACAAUGAAAACUGCAGUGUUGUUGGAAGGUCUGCUUGCCUUGUGUGCAGACGCCCAGCGCAUGCACAACAGGCUCGGCUAGCUGCAGGGCACUUAGCAUGAAGACCACGUGACUAGUGAGCAUGCGCACUUGCCCGGCAUUUAACAGAGAAGCCAGUCGCUGCGAAGAGACUGAUGGCUAACUCGGCCGUUUUCAGGGCCUGUUAGCUCAGCUCAUUGCUGGCACAGUUUGUAUAUUUCGGCAAUAACGAUGUCUCUUAACCGGUGCUAUGUAGAUAAUAUAUUUUGAAUGAACUCCGACGUGUAUUCCUCAAGCAGAUUCUGUGAUAAAUGUGCAAUCUUUCCAGGGUAGAAACCUCACGAAGCUGAUAUCCAAAGAUCUUUCAACACAGCAUCUAUCACAGCGUAGUCACUUCUUACAGUGAAAAGAAAAAAAAGAUUUGAUGAUAUUCAGGGAUUCCACUUUGGUUAAAGGAACAUCAGUCAGCUUUCCCUGCAUUUUUUUUCGCACAGCUUGUUGAAAACAAUGCAGCAAGUAAGCAAAUUUGACGGCACAAACCAGUGGGCAACUGGGUCGGGCUGGGGCCAGAGCAAGGGUCAGGAAGACAACGGCUGGAACCAGGGACCAUCAGACUCUGGCAGCAGUUGGACCAGUGCUAAUAAUAGAUCAGCUUGGUCAUCUGAGGAUGCCUCAGAUUCCCGAAGCAACCAGACAACAGGAUCAUUGAUCACAGCUUCUAGCUCAAACAACGCUGAUCAGAAUUUAGAGAACAAUCAGGUCUCAAGUGCCAUGACAAACAUGAGUGCAUCCAUUUCGUGGGGAGCUAACCCAUCCACAUCGGGUGGACUGGAGACAAACUUGUGGGGAAUGACCACACCCACCAGCUCAUCUGCUUCGACACUCAAUCCAGGCUGGGGCUCUACCAGUCUGUCUGCAGGCCAAGGACACAAUAUGCAGAUUGGUGCUAGCUCCAUGGGUGGGGAUAAUCACAGUUCUGACAGCUCUGCUUCUGCUGGUGGAUGGGGAGUAUCUGCUAUGAGCCAGAAUGGCUCUUCUGUGCCUCCCAACUCUGCUCAGACUACACAGACAGGCGUUAUAUCUGGAAACCUGCAGGCAACAGCAGGAUCACAGCAGAGUGGACCCUCAGCUCUUAGCAGCCAGUCUGGUCCAUUUGGAAGCAAGCAGAUGCCAUGGCAGACUAGCAAGAUGUUCAGUUUCCCACCCACCUCAGAUUCCAGCUGGAGUACCCCAUCUUCAAUUAUCAGCAGCAAUGGUAGUGCUAGCAAGGAGCAAGGAGCAACCAUGGCUGCGGCAGACUUGGAAGGACACCAGGCUAUGGCUGCACUGGCUGAAGCUGGAAAAAUGGACCUUGCAGCAGGGCUUGCUAACCUCAGUAUUGAUAAAACUGCCCCUCCACCGGAAUGGAAUGCAGCCAAAGUUCCAUGGAACAGCAGCUUAGACCCAUCAAAGGUUCAGGGUGCAGGUGUUGUGAGUGCUGCAGAAUCCUUUGCACAGGCCACCCAGAAGGGCCUUAAAUCUCAUUUGGGUGAAACUGGAAUCGGGCCGGCUUUAAGUGCCAGAGACGAAGAAAUUCGACGUGCGAUUGACACGCAUGAAGGUUGGGGUACUCGUCCUGUGCGUCAGGAUACCAGUUGGGACAUUGAAAAUUCACCUAAGGCUAGUCGUAAAGUUCAGGUGGAUACCAGUAAUGCUGGAGCUUCAAAUGUCUGGAAUAACAAUAAUGGUACUGCCAUAUGGGAAGCUGUUCGUGAGCCACAGGCCCAAGGAUGGGGAGGCGGUGCUGCUGCUGGUGGUGGAAAUGCUGUCUUUGGUGAGAAAGAUCCCAGCAAUUGGAAUAUGAUGCCCAAGCCAAAUAUAGAUAGCAACAACUGGGUUGGAGCAGGCAGUGGCAGUGUUUCUGAUAAAUCCAUUGGUACAUGGGGCGGAGAAAACCAGUCUAGUAAAUUGUGGGGUUCCAAGACAGAAACUGGAUCAUGGGGUGAACCUUCAAAUGGCCGUAGCUCAGGCUUGACGUGGGGAAGUUCUGAUAAUGAUGUUGGCACGUGGGAAGAUCCAUCCACUGCAUCUCGGCGCAUUAUAUCCUCAGGUGGUGGUGGUGGCGGCGGCGGCGGUGGUGGUGGUGGUGGUGGUGGUGGUGGCGGCGGUGGCACAGGUGGCAGUGGUGGUAUGAGUCUAAACAGUGGCAUCAAUCCAGUGCCCAAUGCCCCCACCAUAGGUACCAGUGGGAUGGGUGUGACAGACAGUUCCAUGUACUGGAAUGACCCCAAUGCCAAACCUCAGAGCUGGAAUCCACCUCCUGCCAUGAUACGCCCCAAACCAGAAGAGCCCUGGAACAAGCCACAGGGUAUGAUGAGACCUGGUAAUGGUGGAUGGGGUGAUCCAUCUGGAUCUGGUGCUCAGAAGGUGGAUGAUGGCACAAGCAUUUGGGCUGCCAAUGCUCAAGAGCAGGCUCGAGCUGGGGGUUGGGGAGAACCAAGUUCCUUGUGGAAUCCUGCUGUUGGAGCUCGUCCAAAAUCUACUUCUUGGGGAGAAUCACCAGAUACUUGGAAUUUGAACCGUAAGCCGGGCUGGACAGAUGAGGAACAUAGCAAUGGCUGGGGUGAUUCUGUGGAGGUGGGAUAUUGGAAUGACGUAGCACAGGAAAGUAGUUCCUGGAGCUCUGCCCCCAGCUGGAAGUCAGGCAGAGGCAUGAUGGUGAAGCAGGGACAACCACGUUUGCCAUCAGGAAGUAACCAGCCUCAGAUGAGAAGCAAGCUUAUCCAGCAGCUUACCGAUAUGGGAUUCAAGAGGGAGGAAGCACAGACUGCCCUUAUCAACAAUAACAUGAAUUUUGAAAGUGCCCUUGGUGAACUCACCUCGGGCAUUCACAAAAAGGACCUCGACAACGACGUAUUUCCACCAAAUGGUGCAAAAUUGAACAGACCAGGUUUCUUGCCAGAUAAUGCAGGGAAUCUGGUUGGUGAUGACAUAUCAGAUACUCGUUCAGAAAGCAAUCCACAUGUGCCUAAUUUUCCCAUGCAAAAUACUCCAUUCCCAAAUGCUCAAGUGCCCAACCAGCCAUUCAUUUCAGGCCCAGUCAACAUGUAUGAUCGCAGCAAGGGCGGGCCACCCAUGCCCCCCAACAACUCCAGCAGUAUUAACACCAACCUGCAGCAGAAACUUAAACAUCUGCAGCAGCAGGGCAGCAUGCCAGCAGGCAUCAAUUCUCUUAGUCCUACCCAGGGUGUGGUGACGCGGUCCACGUUGCCGGGGGCAACCCAGACCAUGGUGCAGCAGCAGGCUGCUCAGCAACAGAUCCUGCAACAGUUGCGCCUGGCUGUGCAGUCGGGUCUCAUUUCCCCACAGCUCUUAAACCAGCAGCUUCCCCACAACAUUCUCGUCAUGCUUCAGCAGUUGCUUCAGCUGCAGAAUGCUUUGCAGAAUCUUUUGCAGCGCCAGCAGUUUAUGCAGCAAAACAAAGUCACGCUUAGCAUCCCCCGUCCUCAAAUUGACCAGGUAACUGGCAUGAUCGCACAGUACAAGUCACAAAUAGUUAGUCUGCAGAAGCAGUUGCAACAAGCUCAGCAACAGAUGCUUUUAAAGCAGCCUCCAGCCCCAACACCAACACCACAGCCCAUGCAGCAGCCACCCAUGAUACCUCCACCUGCAGCACCUUCCUCUAUGCAGAGCGAAGCCAGCGACAAUUUGAUGCCCCUACAUGGCGACAUGGCCAACAUUGCUCAAAAUGCUAGUGCUAGCAUGCAGUCACGCCUGACUCAGUGGAAACGUCCAACUCCAGAAAGGGAUGGAGAAGGGCGCGAUCUAAACAAGGCUCCUGGAAGCAAACCUCUGCAGCACUCACAUUCAGCCCCCAUGAUGGGUCCUUUUGGCGACUUGACAGGCCUGAACAUUAGCGGCGACACAACUUGGUCUUCGGCUGCCACGACAACAGGCUCUACCAGUUGGCCUAGCACUAACAUGGGGGAAGGUGGUGGUUUAAGCAACACUGAUGUGAAAGGAGAGAGGGAAGAGCUGACCCCAACAAACACCAGCAUUUCUGUGAUUGGUGGCAGUGGAAGCCUGGGCCUGUCAGAUGUCAUCCCAGAGUUUGUGCCAGGCAAACCCUGGCAGGGUUUGAGCAAGAGCGUUGAAGAUGAUCCACACAUUACCCCCGGCAGCAUCUCCCGCUCGCUGAGUGUCAAUGUUGUGAAAGAAGAACGCUUAUACAAUUUGACAGCGAAUAAACCCAGCCCAGCUCUUGGUACUGACUCUGAAUGGAAUAUGAAAGAUAUGAGCAAGCUGGGGGGCAGUCUGGUAGACACCUGCACUGCCAAUUCUGCUGUACGUGCCACACCUGGUCUGACAUCUCAGUCUAACAGUCGCACAAACCAGUGGUCAAACUCAACUCUCUACAACCGUCAACAUUCUUGGGGAGGUGCAAGGUCUGCAGGCUCCGCAUUUACACAAGUGGGCAGCUCAGGAUGGGAUGGCCGCCAGUCUUCCCCAUGGUUGAUGCUGAAAAACCUCACCCCUCAGAUUGACGCUGGGAUGCUGCGUACACUGUGUCAGCAGCAUGGGCCCCUGCUCUGGUUCUCCUUCAGCAACUCCCAAGCCCUUGUUCAGUACACCACCAAAGAGGCAGCUGGGAAAGCUCAGAGGGUGCUGCAUGGCUGUUCCCUGGGCAACACCGUCAUCCACGUGGAGCAGCUAGCUGAGGAGGAAGUCAGCCAGCUCCUCAGACACCAGCAGUCCACAGACACACAGGUUCCUCCACCCACUCGGUGGUCGCAGCCUGCAACAGCAACCUCCCCUCACAGCAGCGCUGAUCCAUGGAAUUCUGCUCCCCCACUCUCUGCCCCACCUCUCAUUUCAGGUGGUGGGACCAUGUGGGGCUCCAGUCUUUGGGACAUUCCUGGAGGGGAUCAUGGCUCAACUGCACCUGUCCUCAGCAAUAUUUUGGGUGGGGAGCUGAUCUAACUUCUGUAGCUGCUCUUGCUGACUUGCAGUCCCCUCCAGUGCUUCCCACUACCACCCCCACAUUGAUUCCUUGGGCUGCCAGUGUCCUACUUCCUUCCUUUCAGCACAAGUUUAUACCAUGUACAUGUGAUCUCGUUUGUAUAUCUUGGGGUUAGUAAUGCAUAGAGGUGGGAUUCUGGGAAAUUGCUGUGUAGUCCAUUCAAUGUGUUCCAAAGACCAUCGUGAUAGCUGUGAGCUGCCUCCUCGCCAACAUUGUGCAUGCAAAUUGUGGUGCUCACUGCUUCAAUGAAGGGAGAGCACACUUUUUUAUUUUUCUAUACUUCUGGUGAAGUAUCAAAGUCUUUCAGAAUUCCUGUUGUCUUGUCAGGUGGGGGACCAGCUACUCAGUGCAGGUGGUCUAGUCUUAGGAAGGGUCGAGAGCCUUUUGACACAAGUUAUUUAUCUUAACAUUCAAUAUCAUUUAACUGUUUGAAAAACAUUCUGCAUGUCAAGAAAAUAAUCAUUGUCAUACAGAGCGGACAAGUGCAUAUUCCUUUUUAGACAUUAUAACUGUUUAAUUUUCUGCUCCCCACCCAUGUUUCAUAUUUUGAAUCUUGUCAGCUGGCAGGAAACAGACCUGUGAUACAAGAAGUCUCAAUGUAUAUGACUGUAAAUGCAUGUUACUUGCGUGUUUAAAUCAGGUUAUAGGUGCUUCAAGUGCUGUUGACCAUUUUCCCUUAAUGAAAAUAUUCUGACAUAGAAAAAAAAGUUUUUAAAAUGUGUUUAAAAUGACUCAAUAGCAUAAAUGCAUAACAAUUAUGUGGAUGUUAAAACAUUUUUAUUUGUGUACUUGGAGACAAUAGCCAGUCGAACUGCUGUAUCAUAUUUGACUCCCUACCACAUCCUGCCUAUCAGAUAUAUUUCCCCAAUUUCCCAUUUAAAAAAAAAAAAAAGAAAAAAAAAAUCUAAGUUUUGCUCCCAUACCUUCAGCUGCUUGGUUAAAAUUUUUAAGUGUGUAUGUGUGCAUUUUUUUUUUUUUUUAAACAAACAUGAUCUGGUACUGGCUGUGAUGUGCCCGAUGGCUGGCAGCAGACUGUAUACUGUGUGAACUGUGUAACAUUUCCAUUUUGUUUAAAGGUGAUGAACACAUCCCUCCAAUCAUAAUGCAGUGUGAUUGUGCAUCAGUUCUCCUCUUUCCCCUACCCCUUUAUCCAGAAUUGGAGUGACAUUUCUCAUCAGGGACAGAACACAAAGGCAAGUGAUUGAAAGUCAUGAUACUGGUAUACAUGCAUUUUGAGGCAGCACAACUGGAGAGAGAAAAAGCAACAAUAUUGACAACAUCAGAUGUGAAAUGUGAACAUUUUAGCUAGCGAUGAUGAUUGAGCUUGGUACAGCCUGAGGCCAAAUGACAUGGAUACGAUGAUGGAGGCUUGCAUCGACUUGGAGAUGUGAACGAACUGUAUGCGCUAACAAAGCACUCUGUGAUUUCCUUCCAGGCAGGGCACCCUUACUAUUCCUAAGUGCUGCUAUCAACGUGAAACUAAUCACAUUAAAUUUAACAUGCCAUUUUUUAAUUUGUUUCUAGUUUUGUGUGACAAAAACGUUGAUCUUAGAUACACAUGCUUCAAAAACAAAAAUUGGGGGAGGGGUGAAACUCUUCCAUGAUUUCUUCAUGUAUUUUGUAUUUCCUGCAUUUUAUUGUGACCAAUCUGAGACACAGAUCACAAUCUGCCAAAGCACAGAUUAUCCCAGAAUUUGGGGCAGCUUAAUCAAUAAUCAAGUGAUAGUUUGUAUGCGACAUGACCUUAAUAUUUGUACAUUAGUGUAUUAUCAGUCAGGGUUCUGAUCUUGCAUCAUGCUGAUACGAAAGAACUGACUGUCCGGUGUGCCUGAACAUGCUGCGCUAGCCAUUAUGAAGUUUUCCAAGUUGAUCAGCUGUUUCCUUCCAUUGGUCUUGAUAUUCCUGAGGAAAAGAGAUUUUCUAAAAGUCAGAGGGUAGGGUGCAGUUUUAGGGUGGCUGGUCAGUAGACUUUUUUUUUUUUUGUUUGGGAAGGGAGGGGAGCAGAAAACCUUAAAAAGAUACGGGCGUUUUUCCACAGAAAUGUAUACAUAUCGCUUCUAUGCCUCAUUUUGACAGCAUGUCCAACAUCUACGCUGGCGGUGACUGGGCAUUUGCCUUUUUGUUUUCAAGUGACUUGAAGGAAACGAAUGUACAGCAUGUUCAGCUGUGCUACCGUCAUACAGCAGAGACGUUCUGCACUAUAUUUAUGUGUUGAUAUUGACAUGAGUUUCAGAAUAGUUCAGGUUGUUAUGGGCCGCUUGCAUUUGAGUAACUUCAAUAUUGUUAUGCGAAAACAUGAUAUUGGGUUUUUUAAAAUGUUGGGUUUGGGGUAGCUCUUGAUGUGAUUGUUCAAGUGAAUUGUGAUUGUGUUGUGUGCAGGUGUAAGUUUUGGGGUCUUUAUUUCCAUGUGUGUGUGCAUGUGAAACUUUAUUUUCCUGUAGUAAAUGUUUUCUUUGAGAUGUAUGUCAAACAGCUUUGCAAUGUUUUGCCCAAUAACAAAACUGCUACAUAUAUAGCACAGCAUGACAUGCACAACGAAUUGAUAAUAAGCAUAUGCCAGCAGAACCCAUUGGGUAUUAUAUGCCCAUACAUCAUCUCUGAAGUCCUAGCCAAUGUUGAAUACUCUUAAAAGUUGGGGAGGUAGAAAGACCAAAGGGAAAUCUCAAGAGCCAUCUUGGAAAAAAAAAAAAAGUGUCAACAUUUUUGAGGCCUUUAAGAAGACAUUUUGAAGGUGAUGUGUCUAGUCUGCUUGCUUUGAUAAAGAAAUACACGUUCACCGAUCUGAAAUAUCCUUCACAUAGAUUUCAAUGCUCGGACAUUAUCUGCUGGCUGUUCUUGCUGGCAUCCUGGGAGUUAGCGUGAUAUUGCAUUUAUAUUUGUCACAUUGGUGAUAUGACAAAAUCCUUUGCCCUGUAUUUUGUUUGAACUAAUUCCAUAAUCUUACCAAAUGCAAAUAUCAGUGUUAUUAUUUUAGGGGCUGUUCUUAUCUCCAAAAAUUGGUUGUUGACAUAUUUGACUUUCCAGUGUUGGUUGUCAUCUGUUUUGACACUGUGUUUUGCUGUGUAGACAUCUUGUUUAAGAACUCUUCCUUGCCAUUUCAAAAAUUUUUACUUAAAAAAAAUAUACAGAGGGCAUCUCGUCAUUAUUAUUUAUUGCUUUGUAUGUGUAUUUAUGCGAUCUCAGAGAGUGACCACGCACUUCUUCAUUGUCAUUUAGAGUAGCCACAGCUUGAGGGGUGUCCGUGUCGUGUUGGUUGAUAUCACUGUCCCAUACUCCUCUUUGCAGUAUCAUUGGAAUACAUGCAAAUGACUGGGAGUGGACCAAAUUCCAAAUCCUAGUCCCUUUGUUGGAGAGACUUAAAGCAACCACGCAGUUCAGGGGCUCAUAACAUGUUGCAUUCCAGACCUAAGGACUGAUACAUUUAUGCCAAAAAAAAAAAAAAAUAAAAUAAAAUAAAAAAAUGCAUUACUUCAUAUUCCAAUGCCAUGAUGGGUUGUUUGUAUUUUUUAAAAGAGAUGUUUUCAUGUUUUGCUGCUUGUCAGAGGUAAAGGGAUAAAGAGAUUCUCAUGUUUUAUUGUUUGUAAUCACAUGUGCUCACUCGUAAACGGUUGAAUCAUGCAACCCCUCCCCUCAAAAAGAAGUAUAUCAAAAUGUUUUUGACAGAGUAUUGUUGAUUUCUACCAAGAACUUUGCGAUAUUAACUUUGACCUUGUUUUGGUAUUAGUCACUUUGCUUUACAUUCAAUUUACCUUUGAGUAAUGGCAAUAAUGUCAUGCUGUUUGUCUGAUCAAUACUUUGAAGAAAUUUGUCUGCUAGCUUCAAGAUUAUUUAUAUAGUGAUUGGUUUAUUUUGAGGGGGAGGGAACAGUGUGCAACUUGUUAAAAUCCCCAUCCUUGUAUUUCCCUUCUCCCUCCUUAACGGAAUAAGUUUUUUGCUAUACAUGCCUCCACAAAUCGUCACUGCACAAGUUGGCUUAAUGUCUUUUUGGCUAGUCCAUAUGCCAGUUGAUAUGCUUGUAAUCACAACAUAAAAAUGACCUUAAAAAAUUGUGUUUUUCUAGUUGAAAUCAUUAUCUUAAGUCCAUUUUUCACAUUCGUGUCAGCAUUCUUUGUUAUGGUAUAUUAUGAAGUUCUUAUUUGCCAGAUUAUGUCGUCAUUGUCUUUGUUGCACUAUGCUGAAUGCUGUACCUGUAUUGUCAAAUAUAAUCAGCUGAUAUCAACGUAAGCACAGCAUACUUAGUCCCUCAGUAUAUAUAAAAAAUAUAUAUAUAUACUUGUAUAUGCAAAUCUUCAUACCAAAAGUUUUUGUGUCGUGAGAACCAGUCCUAUGUUUAGAUCAAAUGUCACAAUUGAAAAUAUCAGUGCCAUGAUGUGGUGGAGUUGGUGGUUUCCAAAGCAGAUUCAAACUUUACGCCAUCUGCCACAGUUACUUUACGUCAAUGACAAAGUUGCAAGCACACUGCCUGAUGCUGAUGUUGCUGUGGUCAGUUGGAAUGUGAUUUUCUUAGAUUUAUAAAAUAAGUACAUUGUCACAAACUUAUUUAUUAGCAUGGUACUUGAUGUUUUGAUGUUUAGCACCGUCUUGUACAUAUAUUUUAGGGUUUCUAGCCAAAAUGUGCUCAUUUAACAUGUCUCAAACCAGUAGACAUGAACUAGCUUUGUGUGGGGGAAAAUUAUAUGUUGCAUUUAGUGACCUGGUAUGCAAUUCUCUCUGACAUAAUAUUAAUCUCUGUACCCAAAGACGUGGCUGCUUUGAUCUGUUCUCAACACUUUUUGCCAUCAAGGUGUGCUAAACGUCUCAAGGGUCACACAUGGGCUUCAACACAACCAGACUACACUCCUGGAUUUUUUUUUUUUAAUAUUUUGGGCCUUAAAAGAUGGAUCAGAAAGUGUUUAAUAGUCAUCUCUAGUGCAGUAGUUAUAUUUCAGUUGUUUCUCUUGCAUUGUGCUGAUUUGUCUGUGAAGUGAUUACUUGGUGGGUCCCUAAUGCUCUAAUCUCAACCUUGCAAUCCUACAUUAGAGAUGAGCUCCAACUUUCAGUAUUCUGCUUUUAAAAAAAAACAGCAAAAAAAAAACAAAAAAACAUGAACUUUUUUCUUUAGUUUUGUACUAAACCUUGAUAUAUAUAUUUGAAAAAAAAACUAUAUCAAGGUUUAGUUCAAAACUAAAGAAAAAGCUACAUAUUGAUGGAUUCAAAAAUAAAAGCUUUAUCCCAAAUGUCUUGACUAUAGUUGGCCAAAAUAGUUGAUCUGGCUUCUAAAUAUAUGAGGAAAGUUCUCUAUUUUUACAUUCAGAAAGCAUUAAAUAGUAUAACUAGAGCUCUUGGGGUAGAAUGUUUCAUAAAAGUGUUAUUUUAGUUGCCACAAGUGACACUUUUUUGUAACUUUCGAUGGGUGAAUCUCCUAUUUGCCCGUUGUACCAUCAUGAGCCAUUUGUAUUAGGUGAAAAUUUCCUUAGUCCUUCACUAUUUGCUGGUGGGUCUGGCAGCUUUUUAUAUAGUUUUCAUCUAGAGUUAAUUUUAAAAAUAAUCAGGUUGUGUUAACAUGGGGCAUUUGAAGUGAAGUAAACUAUAAGAAAGGUUGGUGGGGAUUUAGUCAAAUUUUAAGGUUUGAUUUGCACAGGAAGUUCAGUUUUGAAGAACAUUACAGUGAAGAAAGAAAUGUUACUCUUAAAAUAUCAGGUUAUAAAGUUGUAAAAUAAUUGUCACCAUUUCUGUAUCAGCAGUAAAAAAAAACCAAGUGUUUCUUUUCCUCCUCACUUAUCACUCUUCCCACCCUAAGCCAUUUUUGGUGCUAUAAAGGAAAUGGCUUGCACAUUAUACUCUUGUAUUUUUUUAGCCUAUGGAAACUUAAAUCUCGCAUGAAUCAAAUUUUUGCAUAAGUGUGUUGAGCUAACAUUUAAGCAACUGUCAUUAGUUCAUGCAUAAAACUUUGGUUUGGGGUAGGUGGGAGGGUUGGCAGAGCAAAUUGUAUAUUGAACUAAACUUACGCAAAUUUAAACAAGGGAUUCCCAUGUGGCAAGUAACUUGUCUAGCCACUUGUUUUGUAUUAAUUUUUUUAACCACAAUAUUCUGUGACAAAUGAUCUCGCUAGAAAACCAGUAAAAUGGCUUUGCUGUUGUGAUAUUGCUGUUCGCUGCAGCCCACGACGCUAGUGCCUCCGUCAUCCAAUAAAUACAAAUUGGAUGAGGCACUGUUGUGCCAGGCAUUUAUACAACAAAAUAGUAAUUAUGUGAUUAAAACAAAGCAUUAAGAUAAUGCCAGCAUUUUCUUAAUUUGGUCUUAAGUAUAUGUAGAAAGUUGGAGUGGAGUAACCCAGCUUAUUGUGCUGUCCUUACGCCAGACAACAAACAUUCAAGUCACAGGAGUGAAAACUCAAAUUGUGCCAUCAGUACUUGCCUUAAUUUAUUGUGCUAGGCAAGUGAAUCCUGGAGCCUUGGUAAUAUUUAGUAUGGAGUGUAAUGCAUUUGGUUUUUGUAAAUGGCUGGAGGUACCUACCAGUGUCACUGGCAGUGAUGUCUGUUGUAUCUGCUCACACUUCUUUGAAGCACAUUCAUGUUCGAGGGUAAGUGCAAUGCUGUAUAAGUGGCUGCUGUGUUUUGACAAUGAAAAUGGUACUUUUUCCCCUUUUUAAAUUAAUACCAGAUGAGUGGAUUCUAUUUGACUAGUGUUCAUUAUUUUGUGUGUAUGAGUGUACAAGUUGUGUGCAGGUUGGUGGGAAAUCAGCUGUCAGUCUCUGACCUUGCAGUAUUUGUUGCCCCCAUCCCCACCCCUACCCUAAGUACAAGGUUAACUUGCUUUGAGGUCGUAUGGAGUUAACAGUCACGGUUCUGCAUUGGUAGCAUUGAGUUUAACAUAUGUGACGCUGGCCAGUUUUCCUUGGCAGUUUUAUGCUGACUUUGGAGCUUAAAAAAGCAGAGCUUUUCAUUUCUGCUCCUUCAAACAAGCCUCACCAUGGUUGUGGUUGGUGGUUUGCUGGUCAUGAAAAGGCAUUUUUGGUUUUGCCAUUGAGUCUUAACAAAAAAAUCAUAGAGCUUUCCAUUUACACAUACCCUUGUGCGUGCACCAAAAUACAUCUGAAUUUGCCCUCCAACAUCUACAUUCAAUCAAAAUGUGCAUGGCCUCGGUGGACUGGGUAUUGGUGUAGGGUUUUACUUGCAGUUUUUGAAAGAACAUGUUGGAAAAGUUGCAGGAGGCAUCACUGCUUCUUUUGGACAGCAAGAUUUUGAUGACUGACCAGUGCCCAUGCAGUUUUUGGUGAUGGGCUUGAACCCUCUUGCUCAUGGAUUGUUGCUUCAUUGCCCUUCACUAUGCAAGAAUGGUACUAUUUGUGAGUGGGCUGACCCUGGCGUGCUACUUGGUUGCCUUUGUUAUAGCAGUGAAAGGAUAUAUACUCGAUACCACUACUUGGCUUGUGUGGCUAAUAAAUCACCCAGCCAUUUUCCUUCCAAGUCAGGUCUGGACUGUUGGUGGCCUUAUAUUCCAAAGCCCGUUUUGCCAGGAUUCAGUCAUUCUUAAAUUGUGUUCAUUUCUAUAUAGGAAGGUAAAUUUGAGAAAUUUGUUUGGUGAUAACAGAGAUUUAUUAUUGAUGUACAUGUUAUACAGUAUAGUUAUUAUAGCUGCUGUUAUAUGAAUUUUUUCCCUUAUUGGUGUAUGAUUUCUUUUCUUGGUAGUUUUACUGCAGUUUUAAACUGUCUUGUGUGGGCUGCAUGAGUGUUACAGUAUUCAGGAGCCUUCUCUGAAAGCUUGUUCUGCACCACAACUCCCCCCUUCUGACCUCUGGUGCAUGUAUGUUUCAUCUUAUAAUGAACACAAAUGUUGCUUGUAUUAUUCUCUUCCCCAGGUUUGCCAAGUAUUGUGGUGAUGGGUGAUGGCAGUAAUGUGUAUGUGAAUUAUAUUUUCUCUAUCUUUGCCUGACACUUCUCAACCAGUCAACAGUUACUUGCACUUAAGGCAUUUGAGUAAUAUGUGUAAAAAUAAUGAAAAAGUUUGAAGCUGACAAAUCAAAAAUGUAUUACAAAGAGUUGUUGCAUAUUGAUGUUUGUGGGGGCAGAGAAGACAUGUCCUCAUGCUGAACAAUGUAUUUCUCAGGAUUUCAAAUGAACAUCCCGCGCAACCCCCAAUGGUCUCAUUGGAUUUUUCUUUCUGACACAUCUUUUCUUCAACCCCCUCAAAUCCAUGCUUUUGUGAACGCCACAGAAACUUGCUGUGUGAGCAUCUCUCAAAAUUUGGAGAAGAAAAAGGCUUCAAAUCUCUGUGCUUCAUAUGUUGAUGGCCAUUCUUGAUUAAUCCAGUCCGUUGUGAGUCUUUGUCCAGCUUUAAAAUUAAAGUGUUAUCUGCAGCUGUUAUGUUCGUCCCAAAAUUGCAACACAUUUUCCAGUUCAGUAUAUAAAUAUAUAUAUAUUAAAUAUGCUUUUCCUGACGAUGCUUUGUUUCUUAGGAGAAUACAGCUUUGUGCAUUAGUACUUCAAAUCCAGCUACAGCUGAAAGGUAGAUGACCGAUAUAGAGAUUAAUCUGUAAUUAUAACACCAUUUGUGAUUUUCGGUUGGUAUUUUGUAGAUGAGAAUCAUGAGCCCUUUACCUCAUGAAAAUCCGGUCAAGUGAUGAUGCUCCACACUUUUGUGCAUAUAAUCUGACAUGCUUUUCUCUUACAGUAGGGCAGACUGUUAAACCCAGCAUUAGCUGUAUUUUGCCAACUGCUUAUGCACAGUUUGAAAUUAAAACAAACAAGCGUUUGUAUUACAGUUGUACAGUAAAGCAGUCAGAAAAGAGUAUUUGACCUUGAUGACAAUUUUAGUAAUUAAAACAAUUUGAAGUUUGA